UUAUUAAAGGGGUUAAUGUGGACCAGAGAUGAAAUCAUCAGAGAGAAAACCACAGAACGAGAUAAGGAAAAGCAGAAAGAAAAGAAGAAGCACAGAUUAAUGUCUGAAAUAAAAAAAGAGAACGGAGAAAUGAAAUUAUUUCAGAAAGAUGUAAAAGAAAAACCAAAAAGCAAUGCAGAUGAUCUACAGAUUAAAAAAGUAAAGAAGAAAAAGAAAAAGAAACAUAAAGAGUGUGAAAAACGGAAGCGUCCAAAAAUGUACAGUAAAUCUAUUCAAACCAUCUGCUCAGGAUUGCUUUCCGAUUUUGAGGAUCAAGACGCCAAAGGCAUUGUUGAUAAUCAUCUUAAAGAUUUCAGUGAGAAAAAUAAGAAUCCCAAGAAGGACUCUGAGUACAAGAUACCAGAGAACAUGAAAAUGGAGAUUUUGGGAAAGAAAGAUAUAGAGACUACGACUAUGUCCAAUUUUCAUGCUCAGGUAAAAAGAACAUAUUCCCAUGGUACAUACAGAGCUGGCCCAAUGAGACAAAUCAGCUUGGUUGGAGCAGUGGAUGAGGAAGUGGGGGAUUAUUUUCCAGAGUUCCUUGAUAUGCUGGAAGAUUCACCUUUCUUAAAAUGUACUUUACCAUGGGGGACUCUUUCUAGUCUGAAACUAGAAAGUCGGAAAGAUAGUGAUGAUGGUCCCAUCAUGUGGGUACGUCCAGGAGAACAGAUGAUUCCUGUGGCAGAUAUGCCAAAGUCGCCUUUCAAAAGGAAAAGAACUACCAAUGAAAUUAAAAACCUGCAGUACCUACCUCGUACUAGCGAGCCUCGUGAAAUGCUUUUUGAAGACAGGACGCGAGCACACGCAGAUCACAUAGGACAAGGAUUUGAACGACAGACUACAGCUGCUGUAGGAGUAUUAAAGGCAGUGCGUUGUGGAGAAUGGGUUGAACGACCUCGCAUAACCAAAGACGUAAUUUGUUUUCAUGCGGAUGAUUUCUUAGAGGUAGUUCAACGACUGCAGUUAGAUUUGCAUGAACCUCCACUUUCACAGUGUGUCCAGUGGGUUGAUGAUGCAAAACUUAACCAAUUGCGAAGGGAAGGCAUUCGAUAUGCCAGAAUUCAGUUAUAUGAUAAUGAUAUUUACUUUAUUCCAAGGAAUGUUAUACAUCAGUUUAAGACAGUUUCAGCUGUGUGUAGUUUGGCGUGGCACGUUCGGCUCAAACUCUACCACUCAGAGGGAGAAAACCAAACCAUCUAUGAAAAAGAUCCCCAAACCGAUCCUACAUCUUCUGUUACAGGACUUCAGACUGAUAGUAUAAUCCGUCCAGUUGACAUAAAUGCCUCUGAAGACACCAAAUUUUUAAGUAGCCUUCAGACUAAAUAUGUGAAACAGGAGGUUUCACACACGCAACAUGAAUCUGCUUUCUCUCUCCAGAAUAAAGAGGAGCCAGUUACAGUUAACCUUCCUGAAAAGAUGGUUGCCUCCAGUGCUGUAGAAUGUCAGAAAGUUAAAGCAAGACUGGAUCAUGUUCAGUUGACAGGGUCAAGGCUUGAAACUGACUCUGAAAUUGAGCUUGGUGACAAAUACUUACAGGACAGCUUGUGCCCAAGGGGUCAUGUGAAUCUGGAAGAUACAAGACAAAGUAGUUCAGCUUAUCCAAGUCUGCAUGGCAAACAAGAAGAUGAUUUUUUGUGUUAAGUGUGUGUGUAUGUGUGUGUGUGUGUGUGUGUGUAUAUAUAUAUAUAUAUGUUUUUAAAGUACUUUUAAAAUUAAUGACAUAAUGUAAAGAGGCUUAAAUUCUGUGAGGCAGGUUUCUUACUUGCCCUUACAGCUGUUACAGAAAAUAGUUUAUGUAGCUUUGUAACAUUCCUCAGUGCCUGUCCAUAACUGUAAACGUUUCAAAGCACUUAGGGCCAGAUGCACUGUAAACACUGCAGGUGUAACAUAAAAGUCUUUAAAUAUGAGUUGUAGGUUUUAGAAUAGAGCUGACAUUUAACAUAUAUUUUUUGUAAGAUAAGCCAGAAUUCUUUUUGACAAUUCCAGGCUUUUCCAUAGAGCUUAUUUAUACCAAUUUUUUUUCUUUUUAAUGUGUCAGCACUGUAGUGUAAAUAGCUUUUUUAAAAAAACAAAACAAAACAAA
Molecule: messenger RNA, 2122 nt
Organism: Python bivittatus (Burmese python)
Lineage: Eukaryota; Metazoa; Chordata; Lepidosauria; Squamata; Pythonidae
Source: RefSeq, a predicted model, not a curated record